AGUUAGGGUUUUUGACAUCCAAUAGUUAGAUCAAUAUAGAGGGAAAGAACGAGUGAGAGAGAAAAAGAAAGGAAUUUCAAUGGCUUCUAGGGUUACUCUGAAGGCGAAAGGGAAGAGUUCAAAGGGAUCGAAAGCGGAAGAUCGAUCAGCGAGUGAGUGUUUGAAGGAGUGGACCACAUGGGCGAUGAGAAAAGCUAAGGUCGUCACCCACUACGGGUUCAUCCCUUUGGUUAUCAUCAUCGGUAUGAACUCUGACCCAAAACCCCAACUUUCCCAGCUUCUCAGCCCCGUUUAAUCUAAACGUUUAUCCGUCUCGCAUCACAUCACUGCGGCGUCGUUUUCCUUUUUUUUUUUUUUUAAAUCCCCCCCUUUUUAAUAUUUGUAAGUUUGUGGUUCAAUUUUCAGUCGCAUGUCUAAUGUAAUAUGAUGAUGUCAAACUGGAUUAGCUUGUUUGAUUUUGGAUAAAUUUCGAAAAUUCAGUACCAAAUAACCGCUCAUUAUAAUUACAACAGUAUCGUGUGAUUUCGCUUUGUUGAGCAGCUGGAGAAUUGUUUUGUUUUGUACUAUAGGACAUUGAAUCUUGCAAUUGCGUUUGUUGCUUAA
Abrus precatorius (Indian licorice) is the source of this 603-nucleotide messenger RNA. RefSeq names its product mitochondrial import receptor subunit TOM7-1-like. Gene Ontology annotation, cellular component: mitochondrial outer membrane translocase complex. The record is from RefSeq and is a predicted model, not a curated record. Gene Ontology annotation, biological process: protein import into mitochondrial matrix. Bases 80 to 295 code for a protein of 71 amino acids. The transcript has a single exon. Lineage: Eukaryota; Viridiplantae; Streptophyta; Magnoliopsida; Fabales; Fabaceae.